AUGCAGGUCCUUCUUCUCGGUGGCCACGGCAAGGUUGCCCUUCAUCUCACCCCUCUUCUCCUCAAGCGCGCGUGGAACGUGACCAGCGUCGUGCGCAACCCCGACCACGAAAAAGAAAUCCUAGAGCUCGGCAAGGGCCUGAAGGGCAAGAUCAAUGUUCUGAUCUCCAGCCUCGACGAUAUCAAGAGUGCGAACGAUGCCCAGAAAGUCCUGGAUGCUACAACUCCAGACUACGUAGUGUGGGCAGCUGGUACGCUCCUCCCCCCCUCACUCCCCGCGAUUUCCCCUCCCCUCCCCCCACUUGACCCAAAACCCUCCCUUCCAAGCCCCGUCACCAACACGUAUGAAACGAUCGCUCACCCUCACACCAACAAUGUAGGAGCUGGAGGGAAAGGCGGCGCAGCGCGAACAGUCGCCAUCGACCAAGAGGCCGCCAAGCACUUCAUAACCGCCUCCUUCGCAACCCCCAGCGUCUCCAAAUUCCUCCUAAUCAGCUGGCUCGGCAGCCGCCGUGUCCAGCCAAGCUGGAUCGACGACGAGGGCUGGAAAAAGAUCCUUGCAACCAAAAACGAGAUCCUCCCCGCCUACGCCGCGGCCAAGCUGGUCGCCGACGAAUACCAGACCGCGCUCGCAGCGAAGCGGAAGCGCGACCCUGCGACCGCUGACAAGCCCUUCCAGUCCAUCAGCCUGCGUCCUGGCACCUUGACCGAUGAGCCCGCUACCCGCAAGGUCGGCCUGGGCAAGCAGGGCCCGGGGAAGGUUACCCGCGAGGAUGUGGCGAUUGUCGCCGAUCAGUUACUAGCACGUGCGGAUACGGAGGGCUGGUAUGAUCUGAUCAAUGGGGAUUUAGAGGUGGAGAAGGCGGUAGAGAAGGCGGCUACGGAGAAGCUUGACGCGGUGGAGUUUGAAGAUGUCGAUGCUAUGAUUAAGGAGUUCUUCCCGUAA
Molecule: messenger RNA, 945 nt
Organism: Penicillium chermesinum
Lineage: Eukaryota; Fungi; Ascomycota; Eurotiomycetes; Eurotiales; Aspergillaceae
Exons: 1
Coding region: 1-945 (314 amino acids)
Source: RefSeq, a predicted model, not a curated record